AUGUCAAGCAACAACAACAACAAGAAAAAAGAUGAUAAAAAUAUCCUAGAUAAAUCUGAUCUCAAAAAUUUAAUUCAAAAUAUUGAAUUUGAUGAAAAAUUUUUUCGAUCAAUUCUUGAUAAAAUACUUAUACCACGUAGUGUUGAUUCAACCGGUCAUGAAACAGUACGGCAAUACAUAAAAAAUACAUUGCGAGACUUGAAUUCAAGAUGGCAUGUUGAAGAGGAUGUAUUUCGUACCAGAACACCUGCUGGACAAUUGAAAUUUCAUAAUAUAAUUGCAACAUAUGUACCAGAAUUUGGUUGUGUAAAAAGUAAAUCAUCAUUAAAACGUACAAUAUUAGCUUGUCAUUAUGAUUCAUUAAAAUCAACAUUGGUUAAAGGUGGAUCAACAUCAAAUAUCGAUAGUCAAAUAGAACAACAAUUACAAUUUAUUGGUGCAACCGAUGCAGCCGUAUCAUGUUCGCUAAUGUUAUAUUUAGCACAUAAAAUGAAUGAUUAUUUAGGAAAACUUUGGCUUAAUUAUUCAUUAAGUAAUCGUACAGUACAAUUAAAUACAUUACAAUUAAUAUUUUUUGAUGGUGAAGAAAUUAUUCGUUCAGAUCCAAAUAUUAUUAGAAGUAAACGUUAUAAAUCAAAAUUUCCACAAACUGAUUCAUUAUUUGGUUCAAAACAUCUUGCUAAUAAAUGGGAAAAAAUUUCAAAUGAAUUAAAUGAACAACAAAAUCAUAGAUUUAAUACAACGACCAAUGAUAUUAAUAAUAAUAAUGUUACAAUUACAAAACGUUCCCGACGUUAUAUAUUAUGUGAUGGACAAAAUUCAAAAAAAUUAGCUAAACAACAACAAAUGCUUCAGAUUCAACAACAACAACAGCAGAAUGAAAAUCCCGUAAUGAAAAAUAAAAAAAAUUCCAAAAUUACUGAAGUAUUAAUAAUAUCACCACAAGAUUAUCAUACAAUUGAUGAUAUAAAAUUAUUUAUUUUAUUUGAUUUAAUUGGUGGUUCAAGUUCACGUUUUUAUAAUACAAAUCUUAAUACAAGUCAUUAUUUUCAACAAUUAAUUCAAAUAGAAAAAAGUUUUGUACAAUUCAACAAUGAAACAAAGAAAACAUCCAAAUCAAUGAACAAAAAUUUAUUUCAACAAAAUCCAGCAUUUAUGGUUAGUUUUGUACGUGAUGAUCAUUUACCAUUUAUUAUACGUAAUGUACCAGUAUUACAUCUUAUACCACAUCCAUUUCCACGUAUAUGGCAUAGUAUGGAUGAUAAUUUAGAUAAUCUUAAUUUUAAUUCUAUUAGUCGUUUUGUAACUAUUAUGCAAAUAUUUCUUCUUAAUUAUUUUGGUUUAGUUUGAUAAAUAAAAACAAAUUUUUAUUUUUACUUUGUAAAUCUUGUGCAGCAAAAAAAAAAAUG
Messenger RNA from Dermatophagoides pteronyssinus (European house dust mite), 1409 nucleotides. RefSeq names its product glutaminyl-peptide cyclotransferase-like. NCBI's taxonomy places the organism in Eukaryota, Metazoa, Arthropoda, Arachnida, Sarcoptiformes, Pyroglyphidae. The record is from RefSeq and is a predicted model, not a curated record. Gene Ontology annotation, molecular function: glutaminyl-peptide cyclotransferase activity; zinc ion binding.